Messenger RNA from Ciona intestinalis (vase tunicate), 6122 nucleotides. The record is from RefSeq and is a predicted model, not a curated record. Lineage: Eukaryota; Metazoa; Chordata; Ascidiacea; Phlebobranchia; Cionidae.
CAAUUGAAGCUAUGCGAGUAUAAUUGGUAAAAUGAACCAUUUUGCGAACUUUUUUUCGGAGGAUAAAAAAAGAGAAGGAAUUCAGACAAAAAGAUCGGAUUCUGUGAAAAGCAGUUCGUGACACGCAACAUACCGCCACGCAGCACGCCCAUGCUUUAUUCGUGGGCAUCAGCCGCCUUCUUGGUUUGCGCUACACUGGUUGCAAAUGCCCGCGCUGGAAACUACCUGUUACAGUUGAACUGUAGCACAACAGACAGCAUAUGUGAUUCUUUGGUAAGCCGAAUCGCUUUACAACUUCAAUCGUCGCUCGUAAACAUAACCAACACAAUAAACUCAACAGAAGUACCAAGAGACGUUUUGAUUAACGAUUUCAACGAAUGUUCUCAAAACAAAGCAGUGUGCUCAGUAAAUGCGAGAUGUAUCAAUUUAUUUCGGACAUACACAUGUCAGUGCUUACCUGGCUUCGUUGACCACAACCCAGCAGAACCGGGCACAAAUUGCACAGACGUUAACGAAUGCGCCGAUGUAACUUUGAACAAGUGUUCCAGUAACGGGACAUGCACUAACAUAGCGGGUGGAUACACCUGUCAAUGCGGUAAUGGAUUUGUUGAUGGAAAUUUACAGAACCCGGGAACCGUUUGCCAAGAUGUUGACGAAUGCCAGAAACGAAUUUCCCGUCUUUGUUUAAUGUUCUCAAAUUCCGUAUGUCAGAACACAAUCGGAGGUUUUGAGUGCGUUUGCAAACCAGGUUUUGUGGACAAUAACCCGAGUCCGAUUGUAGCUCAAUGCGUUGCCGUGUCGACAGCUCAAUCAACGUCUAGUUUCGCAACAACGGAUGAAAACACGACUUCACUCGUCACCACACCAAGUCCAAGUACUUCUGCACCAACAACGACUACUGGGUCGAAUGCAUCAACAAAUCAAGUUGCGAUUACCAGUCCUCUUUCAGAAGCAUCCACCACCAAAGUCGUUACAAGCGCAGUUUCCAGUUCAACUAGCAUCACUAGCGAUGGCUUUACUCAAAGCACUGCGGCUUCAACCAUCGCCCAUUCAAGUCCUUCCAGCAGUGCGGUACCUACCACCAGUAAUGUUUCAAGUGCUGCUUCAGUUUUGCGGUCUACCAGCGAGACAACUCAAGAGUCAAGUACAACAACAUUAGCGACUGCUACUACAACUUUAACUUCAACUGCUCCUGCGACGAGUGCUGAAUCCACGUCAGUGCAAUCAGAAAUACUUUCAACUGCCGAUAUGUCAUCAUUUACCCCAACAUCUUCAGUGAGUUUGACAACAACGAGUGAACAAACUUCCACAGAUGCCACGACAAUGGUAGAAGUCACAACCAGUAUAUCGCCAACCACGAGUCCAGCACCGUCUAAUCCUGCCACUACAACCUCAUCCACACAGCUACCAUCAUCGACUAUCUCCUCAGUCACAUCGACAACCACUGAGAUUUCUACACCGGAUGUGAGUUCAGCGCCAGAGGUAACGUAUUCAUCGAACGAAACUAGAAACGAUACCCAGUUUACGACUAAUCGAAAUGUUGGUCUAACCAGUAGUGCUGAGCAGUUAGCAAGCACAAUUGUCAACUCGACUUAUGAUUAUGCAACCUUACCAAUUAAUACGAACGAAUUAUCGACUCUUCAAAAUACCUUUACUAAUACGUCUUACCGUGUAAUGUUUACUUCGACCUUUAUUAAUCAAACUACCUCAAAUAACAUUUCCGCUGCAUCUGCAACGAACUCCGUACAAAGUGUUACGUCAUCGCCAGUAACAGAGACGUCCACGAGAUUGGUUUCUGCGACAACAGGAAGUAAAUCGAUCUUCGCUACUGACUCAACAUCUGCGUCAAUUACACUCGCUUUGGGUGAACGAACUUCACUCGUCCCCUCGCAAAUACCGGAUACAAUCUCGACUAGAACUUCAACUACGCAUAUUACCAUGGUCGGCCUGUCAAGCCUGCCGGUUGAAUCAAUAACGUCUAACCCGAAAACCGCAUCGACGGCUGUUGGUACCACAGCGAACGAACAUUCCAUGAUCCCCAAAUCUACUCCUAGCUUAACCGUGGCAGCACAUGACCCAAUAAUAAGCAGUAUUAUCACCAAACCUCAGAUCCAGCAAUCAAUUACAGGAACAAUGAAUAGCUUCACCACAGCUCAAGUGGUUACCUCAACCACAGCCCUACCAACCAGUUUUACGUCAAGGGCUCCUACAAAUUCGACGCAAACAGUCCCAACAACAGCUACUAUAAUACCUUCCUUAGCCAAUAAUACACUGUUAACAAGCAGAGCACCUACAUCUUAUUCAUCAGGCAGUGGUAAUCAUGUGACAUCGGCGGAACCACGAACCAGCCGAACGGUGACAAACGGAAUUUCUAAUAAAACAGAAGAACCCAUGACAAUAAGAACCUUCAGCGCACCUACGUUAAAAACUUCGACGGAAGAAAAGAGCUUUACGAGCCAGCCUACUGUCACAAGCAAUACACAUUUCCCGUCAACCUUAUUUUCCCGAACUCGCGAAGCAACUACAGCAACUUCUAUUGUAAUUGACACCUCCGAUACUAUAAGAGACUCGACUGCUGGAACAAAUACCCAAACCACUGCAAAAAAUAUGCCAACAGAAACCGCUACUGCAAUUAACACAUCGGGCACAACAAGAAGGUCGAACCCUGAGACAGAUCCCAAAACCACAGUGAACAGUUUUUUAGCCUCUUCAGCCACCCGAAACAACACAAAUACAACAAUUAUCCCGAUUACGACACAAACGACAAAUGGUGUACCAAAUGCGCAGCCUACAAAAUCACUAUCAACCAUUUUAGCAAGCGAUGUUGCAACCACAACGACUGGUACUGUGAUGUCAUACGCAUCAACAAAGACAAUUGUUUUAACUAGUUCGCCAUCAACCACAAGUGCAAUGGUAUCAAGUGCACCUGCUGCAACUACUGGGGCUGUAAAUCAUAACAUCUCGUUUACUGCACCCACCAAAUUGAAUCAAACGACCCACGGACAGACCAUAACAUUAUUAAAUAACACGGUACCUUCUUUUGAUGUUGGUUCAGUGACUGGGACUACCACAGAUGCUAGUACGGUUACAACAUCAAAUGCAACCCAGCAUGUAAGCACGACAUUCUCCAGUUCAAUUGCAACAGUUGCAAACGCAACAAAUAAUCGGCAAUCGACGGAAUAUCUUGACCCAACAACACAGUCGGUUCAGUCGAGUGUAUCUUCUAUAAAAACAACAUUCGGGCCCGAGUUAGUUUCGUCUAAAACAACAGAACUAUCAAGGUCCACAGAAAGCCACAUUAUCUCGACCGUGAAUCCAGGAACUUCAAAUCCUGACGUUGAUACAACACCUGGCGUUUUGUCUACAAACCCUUUACUGUCUAUUAGUACGACUUCCCAACCAGCAAUCCCCGGAAUAAAUGUUCCGUUAACACAAGAUAACAUUGCUGAUGUUGCCAACAUUUUCACGCAGCAAGUGCUAACAAUUAGACCAGAUGCCGAUAUGAUAAGUCCAGAGGAAGGCACAGCAUUGGUUCAGUCCCUGAUCACUUUGGUCAAUCCCGGUGAGAAUAUAACUGUAGACCAACAGGUUGCUGAAGCUGUGCUGGCAGUUGUGGACCUGAUCGGCUCAUCAACUACUCAAUUUACCGAUGCAACCUCAAAUAACAUCACGCUGUUGGUUGACGACCUCUUAAACAAGAUGGUUUUAAACAAUGGAUCGUUUCAGAGCAAUCUUGGAAGCUUGAGUGUUGGUGCGAGAGAUGAAGACGGCACAGUGCGAUUAGAUUUACCACCUUUUUCGAUCAGCGGCGGGUUCAAUACUGCUGCGACGAACGUGGCACAAAUCAAGCUGCCUACAAAUAUUCUUUCCGGAUCAACGCAACAGGAAAGAUUGUCAUUCACUGGUUACAUGGACGCCCGGUUGUUCCGCACGGCAGGAACAGACUCCGUAAUAAGAGGUUCAUUUACGAGGUCUGUUAAAUCUACCGUAAUAAAUAGCGCUGUCCUUGGUUCUUCAGUUGCUGGCAGAACGAUUCAAAAUCUUCCAAACCCGGUCGAAGUAUCACUCCCUCUCACCCUACUGUCUGUUCCCACGGAACCGCAGACGAAUUCAACCACAGUAAUGACUAGUUUCUACAACCCUCGGUGUGUUUUCUUCGACUACCAGUUGAACGCUGGUAAAGGAGGCUGGUCACAAGAAGGCUGUGUAACGUCACAAUCAUCUUCCGGAGCGGUCACGUGUCAGUGCAAUCAUUUGACAAGUUUCGCUGUGAUUAUGAGUGUCGAAACUACCGUUGAUGAUCACAUACUGAACAUUAUGACGUAUGUUGGUUGCGCCUUAUCCAUACUCGGGCUUACUUUGACAAUCAUAACUUACACAAUUUUCAAACACCUGCGGAAAUACAAAUCCAAAAGAAUUUUGACUCAUUUUUGUCUCGCUUUAUGUGGAGUGUACAUCUCAUUUCUUGCCGGAAUUGCAGCUAAAUCUCCAACCAACGAAGUUCAGUGUAUAACGUCUGGUUUCUUUAUGCACUUCUUCACCGCUGCUACUUUUGCGUGGAUGAUGGUUGAAGUGGUAGACAUGUACCUCAUGUUCGUCAAAGUGUGGAGCAGCGUCCGACAUUACGUGCGCAAAGCCUCCGUGUUUGGAUGGGGUUUUCCAUUGGUGCUGUCGAUCGCUACACUGGGUGCACACUUCGGGCUUGUAGAGACUUACCCGAACUCCGAGUGGCAUAGGAUGUACCCGAUGUACAGGGAAACUGUGGUGUGCUGGUUAUCCCCAUUAGCCGUGUACUAUGCUUUCCUGGCUCCGCUUGGUUUGAUCUUACUUGUCAACACAUUUCUUUUCGUUAUUGUUCUUUACCACGUAACCUGCAAACGAACAGGAAGAAAAUUGACUCGAGUAAGAAGCAACGCAAAACGAGUCAAAGGUCGACAACACGUCUUGAAUGCAAUGGCGAUUCUAUUACUAACAGGUCCUACAUGGUUGAUCGGUUUCUUGAUAAACGUUGAUCCGAUUGAGGACGGAGCUUUGAGAAGAAUAUUAGCUUAUGUGUUUGUUAUUCUAAAUGCAUUCCAGGGGCUUUGGAUAUUUAUAGUUUUUACUGUGCGGCCUCGUGUUGUGAGAUCGUCGUGGGUCGGCCUACUAUUCAAACAUGCUGGUCUUGACCAGAGCAGAAGCCAGACACACAGUUCUGGCAGACGAGGCACACGAAACAUUGGUAGUGUGGUCACUACGCGAACAAACACGAGAAGAAAGUCCUCACUCGAUGUACGAAGGGACAGCACAGCACCUUUUCCUCCUGUGUCUCCCGAAAGCAACCGUUCGACCGACACGAAGUCGCCACUAUCUACAAAGUCUUCAUCAUCGUCAAAUCCCUCUAUUAGCAGCGGCCAAAAGUCCCCGGUGCAGUACAGAUACACAAAGGACAUUGAUGUGAAACUUUUAAAGGUGACUUCACUUGAGACGAACGACAUCUCAAUCAACAAUCAUAAUAUUGCAAUCGACACCACUAUUUCCACCCCUACAAACAAUGGCAGCAUGUAUUCGUCGUGCGAGUCCAACGGUCAUUCAGCGAACAGUAUAACCAGCGAUGUGAGAACUUUUAUGUAAAACGCCUUGUUGCCAGCAACGCUUCAUCAAACACUUACUAUAAAUCAUCAUGCUUCAGUUAUUUUUAUUGCUUUUAGUAGCUUGCACCACAAUAGCAAUGGGAAAUUUAAUGUAACACUCAACUUUAAGCACCUAUAUGCAACGUUCUUCACUUUUAUCCGUAUUAUGCGUGAGAUUGAAGCAUAGAUUAAUUAGUAGUUACCGUGUAUGAUAUAUAUAGUAAGGCGGGGGAAGAUAAGACACCGUUUCAUUCUAUUUUUUCGUCUAUUUGGAAGUUAACAAAGAACGUUCAAAGAAUUAUAAAACCGUAUCCUCAUGACUCCCACAGACCCCUGGUCACUGUUUUUUUCACGAUCAGGAUAUUUAGAUACCAUGUGCUAAAGAUGUCCCAUCUCCCCCACCUACUAUACAAUCACCACGUGUCUAUUUUAAAUAUUCGAAAUUCGUAAUAUUUAAAGAUUUGCCUUCGUAAUUUACAGCCGAUUGUAAAUAAUAUUCGUUUUCAGUUA